Messenger RNA from Rhipicephalus microplus (southern cattle tick), 1245 nucleotides. Its product is annotated as lens fiber major intrinsic protein-like. Lineage: Eukaryota; Metazoa; Arthropoda; Arachnida; Ixodida; Ixodidae. Gene Ontology annotation, biological process: transmembrane transport. Gene Ontology annotation, molecular function: channel activity. Gene Ontology annotation, cellular component: plasma membrane. The record is from RefSeq and is a predicted model, not a curated record.
AUGCUGACUGCGGCCAGCCUCGAGUCCCUGCUCCUGCAGAUGCUGGACAAGCUGGACUCGCCGUCCUCAGCCAGUGGACGCCAUCGAGGACGCCAACGCGGCGGCGGUGGCCGUUUCUCUCUUCGCGCCGAGAUUCGGACGCUGGACCUGUGGCGCGCCGUGGUGGGCGAGUGCCUGGCCACCUUCUUCUACGUGUUCCUCGUGUGCGGCGCGCACGUGUCGUGGCCCGGAUACGCCGAACCUUCGGUGCUGGCCAUCUCGCUCGCGACUGGAGCCGCGGCGGCGGCAGUGGUGCAGUGCUACGCGCGCGUCUCCGGCGCCCACAUGAACCCGGCCGUGACGCUGGCGGCAUUCGCGACGCGCAAAGUGAGUUCGCUCCGUGCCCUGCUCUACGUGACGGCCCAGUGCGGAGGGGGCAUCGCCGGAGCGGCCCUUCUCUACGGCGUCACGCUUCCUGGUCAUCGGAGUUCUCUGGGAAGCAGCCGUCCCCACGAGGCACUGGGCGCCUGGCAGGCGUUCGGCGUCGAAUUCGUGCUCAGUUUCCUCCUCGCCUCAACGGUGUUCGCCACACGAGAUCCCACCGGUGCCACCUGUACGGGAGGCGCGGACGCACUGGUCGUCGGGUUCGCCUACCUCACCUGCACCUUGGCCGGGCUGCCAGCUUCGGGGGCUUCGUUGAACCCAGCUCGUUCUCUUGGCCCAGCAUUCGUCAUGAACAAGUGGAAAAAUCACUGGGUGUACUGGUUCGGACCCGUGGCCGGAGGCCUGCUGGCCGGUCUCAUCUACGAGUACAUCUUCGACACGAGGAGAUCUAGCCGGGAAGUGGGAAGGCGGAGCGUCGAGGAUCCUGACAAAGAGUACCGGCUGGAAGACGACUACGAGGAGUCGUCCGGCUCGAAGAGCGCCAAGUACGCGACCGUAUCGCAGAGCCUGAACGGAGGGGUCGCCUCCGGGAGCACGGCGCGACACGCCCGCGCAGCGAAGGCCGUCCGCCAGCAGCAGCAACAGCAGCAGCAGGCCCAGCAGUACGACGCCAGCUGCUUCGGCAGGCCCUCUGCGAACACCUAUUCGCCCACGCCGUCGCUGGCCUUUCCGUCUUCCACCGAGGCGGCCUACGCGAGCACGCUGGCGGCCGCAAACUGCACGGCGCAGAUCUACGACCUGGAAAUGCCUUCCGGUCACUUUCGGCGCGCCUGGAGUACGGAUAAGGAUCUCGACCUCCAAGACUCCAAGCUGUAUAUAUAA